CCUGGAGAGGAAACAGGAUUAUCUUUGCGAGCGAGACAAACCUACCCCGAGUAAAAGAGGAGAGGAUAAGAGGGGUAGAGGGCAGAAGAGUGUGAGGGGUGAAAGCUAUCCCGGGCAGAAGAAAACUACCCCGAGUAGGGGCAAGUAAACUACCCCAAGCUAGAGAUAAGAAAGGGGGAUAUAACACAGGAAGGGAGAGAACAUAGAGGGUACAUUUUGCACAGAUAGAUAUAGGUAGAGGCAAAACACAUGACAGAGGGGCAACAAAAUUUCGCUAGAGGGCAAGGAAAGGGGGGAAAAAGUGCCCCUGGCACAAUAGACUCUCAAAAAGGAUACAAAAGAUACAGAGUGGGGCAGAAUUCCAGCAGUUGAGAGGGAGGCAAAACCACCAGAGAGGGAGAAAGGGAAAUCUGAACUACCCUAAGGCAAGUGUAGGAGGUAGGUAAAUAGUAGAAUGUAUGGGAAAAGAACUUGACAGCAGGAUAACUAUACAACAAAGAGUCGGCAAACUUACACCCAAACUGAAAACCCUGAAGAAGGGAUUAUUACCCCAGUAGGGUAUUUAGCCUUAAUAAUGAAGAGUUGUUAAAUAGAGUGCACGCUUAAUAUAUCUAUGCAUAAUAGUAUUACCUUCUAUUAGGCUAGAGCUGCAGCAUAUUGCCCUGCAUAAGGAGGGAUAGAGUAUUAGCCUAAAUAGUAUUUUUAUUGCAGAAUAUUACUCAAGUAUUUGGACUGUAGAAUGUAAUAGCUCUAGGGCGCAGUAUAUAACAUAUUACUGUUGGGAUCUGCAUAAUCAAAAAGGAAGGGGCAAUUAAAUUUUCCAAAGUAACAGAGGGGUAGCUGGAAGCACUACAGUAAAGUGCAGAAUAUCACAUCAAAUACCAGAUAGGUGCAGAUAUUUCUUUAUAUUAAUGGGGAUGAGGGACUGUGAAUCACCUAUAACCCCUAAACAAUGCAUAGCUUCUCUUACCAACUAUUAAGGAGACUAAUUUAAUUAGCAGCACCCUCCGAGGCUGCAAAUCUCUCUCCCUAUAUAUCUGUCCUUUUUGUGUGAGUGCCCCUAUUGGUAUUGGUGCUCCUCCUCCCUCCUCCAUCCCCCUCUGCACCCAAGGGAGCCACAAUCCCACACAAUAGGAACUUUAGCACAAUAAGUGAGUGAGUUGCAGCAGGUACCGACGGGGGGACCCUCACUGCACGCACAACCUCAAAGCACAGACUUAUUGGACAUUAUUUGGGGUCUUUUUUUUUUUUAUUGGGAGGGGAGUUUGGAGGAGCCGAGGAGAUGUCCAGGAGGAAGCAGGCCAAACCACGCUCGGUUAAAGUGGAAGAUUCUGAAAACUUUCCCCUGACCUGGGAGUCUGCUGUGAACCAGACAGGGGGUCUGGGAGGGGAGGCAGCAAGAGAAGGCAGAGGUUUGGAAGACUGUAACAGCGUGACGAGUCAGGAAGACAGGAUUGAGGAAGAGGAGCUGGAGGACGAGUCAAUUUACACCUGUGAUAACUGCCAGCAGGACUUUGAUUCCUUGGCCGAGCUCACGGACCACCGGACCCAGCACUGCCUCAGAGAUGGUGAUGACGACCCACAAUUCUCUUGGGUGGCUUCCUCUCCCUCCAGUAAAGACGUUGCAUCACCCACUCAGAUGAUAGGAGAUGGGUGUGAUCUUGGAAUAGGGGAAGAAGGAGGAUCUGGGCUACCGUAUCCCUGUCAGUUUUGUGACAAAUCCUUCAGCCGGCUGAGCUAUCUGAAGAGGCACGAGCAAAUCCACAGUGACAAACUGCCAUUUAAGUGCACCUACUGCAGUCGCCUUUUUAAGCACAAGAGAAGCAGAGACCGCCACAUAAAGCUUCACACUGGGGAUAAAAAGUAUCACUGUCACGAGUGUGAAGCUGCAUUUUCUCGCAGUGACCACCUGAAAAUUCAUCUUAAGACCCACAGUUCUACUAAGCCAUUUAAAUGCACAGUUUGUAAGCGUGGGUUUUCCUCAACUAGCUCACUGCAGAGUCACAUGCAGGCGCAUAAAAAGAACAAGGACAAGAUGGACAAAGAUAUGAAGAGAGAUGAUUUCAUGUGUGACUAUUGUGAGGAGACCUUCAACCAGACAGAGGACCUGGAGAAGCAUGUGAUGACGCGUCAUCCGCAGCUCUCAGAGAAGGCCGACCUGCAAUGUAUUCAUUGUCCAGAAGUAUUUGCAGAUGAAACUACGCUGCUUACACACAUUGACCAAGUCCAUGCCAAUAAGAAACACAAGUGCCCUAUGUGUCCAGAGCAGUUUUCCUCAGUGGAAGAAGUCUAUUGUCACUUAGACAGCCAUAGACAGCCUGAUUCUAGCAACCACAGCAUUAGUCCUGAUCCAGUUCUGGGAAGUGUGGCUUCCAUGAGCAGUGCCACUCCUGACUCCAGUGCAUCAGUGGAACGAGGUUCUACUCCAGAUUCAACUCUUAAGCCAAUCCGAGGACAGAAAAAAACUGGAUCUGAGAGAGAAGAUGGACAAAACUGGUCCAAAAUUACCUAUAGUUGCCCAUACUGCUCAAAAAGAGACUUCAGCAGCUUGGCAGUUCUUGAGAUCCAUUUAAAAACCAUCCAUGUGGACAAGCCUCAGCAAAGCCAUACUUGCCAGAUAUGCCUGGAUGCCAUGCCUACAUUGUACAACCUAAAUGAGCAUGUGCGGAAGGUGCAUAAAAACCAUGCAUAUCCCAUGGUUCAAUUCAACAACAUAGCAGCCUUUCAUUGCAACUAUUGUCCUGAGAUGUUUGCAGACAUAAACAGUCUCCAGGAACAUAUCCGGAUUGCCUACUGUGGUCCAAAUUCUACCCCUCACGAGGGAAAUAAUGCCUUCUUUUGCAACCAGUGUUCUAUGGGAUUCCUUACAGAGUCCUCCUUGACAGAGCAUAUUCAGCAAACUCAUUGCAGUGUAGGAAGUUCUAAACUGGAAUCCCCAGUCAUUCAACCAACCCAGUCCUUCAUGGAAGUGUACUCGUGUCCAUAUUGCACAAACUCCCCCAUAUUUGGCUCUAUACUUAAGUUGACAAAGCACAUUAAAGAAAACCACAAGAACAUUCCACUGGCAAACAAUAAGAAAUCAAAGUCUGAACAGAGCCCAGUUUCCUCUGAUGUAGAAGUCUCUUCCCCAAAGAGGCAAAGGUUGUGUGCUAGUUUAAACUCAGUGUCAAAUGGAGAGUAUCCUUGUAAUCAGUGUGAUUUAAAAUUCUCUAACUUUGAUACUUUUCAGACACAUUUAAAGUCUCAUUUGGAGCUGCUGUUAAGAAAACAGUCCUGCCCGUGCAAAGAAGACUUUGACUCUCAGGAGUCCCUUCUAAAAAAAAAAAAUAUACCAUGA
Messenger RNA from Bombina bombina (fire-bellied toad), 3337 nucleotides. Its product is annotated as zinc finger protein 423-like. Gene Ontology annotation, biological process: regulation of transcription by RNA polymerase II. NCBI's taxonomy places the organism in Eukaryota, Metazoa, Chordata, Amphibia, Anura, Bombinatoridae. Gene Ontology annotation, molecular function: RNA polymerase II cis-regulatory region sequence-specific DNA binding; DNA-binding transcription activator activity, RNA polymerase II-specific. The record is from RefSeq and is a predicted model, not a curated record. Gene Ontology annotation, cellular component: nucleus.